CAAACGGUGCCCUUUUCUCACUGAAAGCAUGUCUUACCAGGGCAGCGUAGUACCUUAUACUCAUUUCUCUUGGGUUUUAUCCACUUCGUAUUCCAUCUCUCCAGUUUACCCAGCUGCACGCUUGCAGUCCCUCUCGGUUCAGAUCACCUCCCAGUUUACUAGACUCCGUCCUCCGCACAGCUGUGGACAGCAGUAGGCAGAACCAGACCUUGGCCGAGUGAUGGACCGUGGUUUUCCGAACCGUGCGUUUCAGCUGGGUUUCGAGGGACACGUCUGCAAUGUAGAAACUUCCCCUCUAGAUGGCAGAAACGACAGCAGGAAAACACACGGGGACUGAGCCACGAAGCAGAAAAACGCAGAGGUGGCCGACACAGCGCUCGCCUCAGUCUGGUGGUCUCCGGGCAGCGAGCAGAACUUGCCGAGCUGCUGCCAGAUGGAAAUGCGCAGAAGCUACGGGCUCAGCUGUCCUGCAAACGCCGUGCUUGCACGCUUCCCCUGGGCUCCCAGAACGGUGCGACUCCCGGCCCUUGAUCGAGCCCUCUGGUGUCCCUCCGGGAUAGGUUAUAACUGAGUAGCCCUUAUGACCAACAUGAGCUGGAGCUUUCUAACCCGCCUGCUAGAAGAGAUUCACAAUCACUCCACCUUCGUGGGGAAGGUCUGGCUCACCGUGCUGAUCGUUUUCCGCAUCGUCUUGACAGCGGUUGGAGGGGAGUCCAUCUACUCCGAUGAGCAGAGUAAGUUCACCUGCAACACCAAGCAGCCUGGCUGCGACAACGUCUGUUAUGAUGCCUUCGCACCGCUGUCACACGUCAGGUUCUGGGUCUUCCAGAUCAUCAUGAUAUCCACCCCUUCGGUCAUGUACCUGGGCUAUGCCAUCCACAGGAUCGCCAGGUCCUCGGAAGAGGAGAAGAAGUUCAAGGGAUUCAAGAAGAAGAAGCAGUUUGCUUUGAACUGGCAGGCAGUGCGCAACCUGGAGGACCCAAUGGAGGCAGAUGAAGAGGAGCCCAUGAUCUCUGACGAUACAGCAGAAAACGAAAAAGCCAAAGCCAAGCCCAAAAGCAAAGAGCAGCAGAAGCAUGAUGGGAGGAGGCGCAUCCAGCAAGAAGGACUGAUGAAAAUCUAUGUCUUCCAGCUACUUGCCAGAGCUUCAUUUGAAGUUUGCUUCUUGGUAGGGCAGUAUCUUCUCUACGGUUUUGAAGUCGAAGCUUAUUACGUCUGCAACAGAGUCCCUUGCCCUCACACUGUGGACUGCUUUGUGUCCAGGCCAACAGAGAAGACGAUCUUUCUCCUGGUGAUGUAUGUUGUGAGUUGUUUGUGCUUAUUGCUCAACAUGUGUGAGAUGUUUCAUCUGGGGUUUGGGACUAUCCGAGAUGCCAUUCGUAAUCGAAAAAUCAACAGCUUUAGGCAGCCUCCCUACAACUACGCCUACCCAAAGAACAUCUCCUGCCCUCCUGAGUACAACCUGGUAGUGAAAUCAGAGAAGUCCACCAAGAUCCCCAAUAGCCUGAUGGCCCAUGAGCAGAACUUGGCUAAUGUUGCUCAGGAACAGCAGUGCACGAGCCCGGACGAGAAUAUCCCAGCAGACUUGUCCACCCUUCACAAACACUUGCGAGUGGCCCAGGAACAAUUAGACAUAGCGUUUCAGAGCUACAGCAGCACCCAGCCCAACACACAGCCUUCUCGAACCAGCAGUCCCGCCUCGGGCGGCACGGUGGUAGAGCAGAACAGGGCCAACACCGCCCAGGAGAAACAAGGUGCUAAACCCAAAGCCUGCUCAGAGAAAGGAAGCUCAAGCAGCAAAGACGGAAAGACAUCUGUAUGGAUAUAGCUCAUUUAAAAGAAGAGAGGGCAGUGUAAGUGGGGUUUUUAUUUUCUGUUUUUCAGUAUUGUCUUGAGUUCAAUUCACAGGGCACAGGCACAAUUUUUAUAUGGAAGUCAGCAGUGAAAAGGCAUUUCAGACCAAUUUAGUGUUGUCUUCCAGUACAUUAACAAAAGACAUUUCCUUCCUAUUUCCAAGCCGUUCUCCAGCUGGGAACCUCCAGCGAGCAAUAACAAGGUUCGGAUCCCUCGCAUAUCCGACCCGUUUGGUCACUGCCGUGUCCCCCAGCAGGGACUGGACAACGCGCUGUGAUGGAAGAGGAGCUGCUGGUCGCUCAGAAGAGAAGUCACCCCUACAGUGAGCAACUCCUCCCCUGCAGCGCGAGGAUAGCGUACUGUAGGUCAGGGAGUGUUUAAUUACUAAAUAUCCUUAAUCAACAUUAAUUUCCGAUCCCUUGAUUAAAAGGGAGAACAGCUGACACGUUGCGUGAACUUUCGUGACACACUCGCGGCUAAUUUCCUGUCUGAAUUCCUAACUUCGUUAGCAGCAUCACUGCAAACGAACGCAACAGAGGUUUGUGCUUUGCGUUGUAACCCGGCAAGCACGUCAGGUUAUGGGGGAAGAAACGCGUUGACGGUAUCUACACAGGGAGACCUGAGAGCACAGCACAGUGCUAAAGGUUUUAUUUUUUUCCUCCUCCGCAUUGAAACAAAAAGCAAAUAUGAUCAAACACUGCAUAGCAGGAGUUCGCAGUGGAACUGCGUUGUGACGGUUUCGGGGUAGCUCUUGCUGCAGAUGUGGUGGGGAUCGUUGCACUUACAGCAUUUUUAACAAACUGCUACUUCACAUCAUCAGAAAGUGCCUUUAUGCAACCAGGAAAACAAAAUUGUAGAGGGUUUGGACAUCUUUAUUUGUUAAAUUUUAGUAAAGAUUGGAGGAUCAGUGCUGAAAGAUUUUUCUGUUAGUGGCAGAGCACAGAUCUACGCAUAGUGUGUAUAUGGUGUGUGCCUGCGUGUACAUCUAAGUAUAUAUAUGGACACAUAUGAUCAUGUCUCUGUGAAUAUAUGUAUAUAUAUAUAAACGUAAUAUCAACUCGCUGGAAAUUUACAGCCUUCGACCUUCUCUGGGUAAACCCGGCUGAUCCGGAAUGACAGCUGAUCUUCCUCCCGGAGCAGUCCUCGGGUACAGCCUCACCUGGGGAAUUUGCAGCUUUUCACACGCUUGCUUGGGCCACCCAGCAGAAGAUCAGUGGGGACAGGACCGAGGCCAGUAACCAGUUUUUCCCUAAUUUAUGGGAGAUUUUUUUGGUUUUGUUUUGGAUUUUGGGGGGGGAAGUGUUGCAGUUACAAGAGUUUGGGGCAUGUUAAAAAAAGCUGCCGAGCUCCAAGGCUCCUGCUAGUAUCGCGAAUAUACUUUGCAGGGCGGUUUCACCCUAUGUCUCCUGUACAGCUGUGGGCCUGUGGCUUUGCCACCAUCCAGUAAGACAAAGCAGAAAGAAAACCUACUACAUAGGUUUUUUGUUAGCUUGAGAAGAAGACCAUCUGCUGUCAAAUGGUACAGCCUGAAAUCAGUCACUGUCCCACGGUCUGCCGCGUCUCAGAGUGGGUCACAUCCUUCAGAGAGUGGAGAUCUUCCCGAGAUGCCUGUGGCUUGGCAGAUGCUCUUACAACCUCCCAGGAGCCAAGCAGUUGAUUCACCACCCUGGAGGACCUAAACAGGCACAGUAUUUAAGAGCAAACUUAACAUGAAAUGAGUAAAUCCCCACUGAAGGGCAGCACGGCCCAUAUGCUGAGAUGCACUUGCUGUUCGCUCAGGGCACUGCCAGUCAGACGAAGUCACACCUGGUCCCCGUGCCAGUAUUUCUUAUCCACUGGACCUGUGUAACUGCUUGCUGACCUUCUUCCUCAUGUCCUUGAGAUCAGUCUCCAAAUGUCUUCAGGUUGCCUGUGUGGUCAGGCCCAUAGGCCAAAUGGAUACACCUACACCGGAGUAUGGCCUUCAGCGCCUGACAACACCGAUAAAUUUGUGCAAUGCCAUUAGACAAUAGUGCUGGUAGCAAAAAAGUAGGUUUAAAAAUAAAUCAAAGAAACAUCCAAUGAGGCAUUCAUCUGCGAAUCCUCAGUAUGGUUUUGCUUAACAGUCUGGGGAGUACUUUGAGGCUUGGUCCUGAUCCCAUUGAAGGCAUUGGUAAAAUGCCUGGAGCACAGUCUGCUCCUCCUUACUAAAGACCUUCCCCUUGAAAACGAUCCACUGGAUCCAGGAGGAGGAUCAGUGGAUCUCCCCAGCAGGAAUGGUCAGUGGUAACCCACAUCCGUCACAUGGAAGGAUGGCCCAUGUGCCACAAAUUUUGCACUCCAGGCUCCUAAAGUUCACACCACAGUGGUGAGGAGAGAAACAUAUCUGAGUGCUCUGCAAGACUGUGCUGCUGCUCCUUGUCCCACGGGACAGCUCUGCGUGGAAACCCGUCCUCCUCCGCGGCUCGGGCAACGCAAGGGAGGUGGUGGUGGUGAGGGGGGAAAUGCACCCAGCUCCACAGCCCAGGGCUGGGGAGGAGGGCAGAGAUCCUGCCGGGUAGCGAUUUGCACCCUAGUAAGGCCACCCAGGGCACAAGCUUGUACAGCACAUCCAUGUGAAUCCUGCUUGUUUUCUGCUCUCUCCAUGGAAAUAGGGUGUAUUUAAAGCUGUGAUCCCGAGGGAGGGAUGGACACUCUGACGAGGGCCAUGGUUGGUUGCGGCGUGGCGUUUUCUUGAUUCCUUCGGGAUGACUAGCAAUAUCACAGUCCUGGCGAAACUUGUCCUUCCCAUGCAAUGCAGGCAGGCUCUGUGCCGAGUGGGAGCCCUGAUUUUGGAUUUCUCCUGCCUGUAAUAGCAAAAUGUUCCCCCACCCCACGCAUGGCCUAAGCAUUUCCUGAUGACUCAGACUGGUCCCUUGGUUCCCGUUGACUUGCAGAUUCACAAGCAAGUCACCAAAUGUAGGGACUGGUGUGUGCCUCCCUUGCUCUUGCUUCUGGGAACCAUCCCGCCUCGCUGUGGGGAAAGGAGGAGCAGAUUUUAAGCCACAAACCCCAGAGCCUAGCCACAGGGCAACCCUAAUGACUAACAUGAACAUCCCUUGCUGCAACCCUUGACUUUGGCCCUCAGUAGACAUGGAGAACAGCUUAUUCCCUUUGUAUCUGCAGAAGUCUUUGGGUGUUUGAAGAUUAUUUUCAUAUCCCUCAAGUCUGCUUUAAGCUGAACUCCUAUCCCUUCAAUCUUUCUCCAAGGGGUGUGUUUCCAGUGUGGUUUUCAUUGCUGUCUUUGAACCACCACCAGCCAGUCCAUGCCUUCGUAGCAGUGCAGGGUGCUGGUGGCAGUGCUGCAGCAGACCUGGCCAUGGCGUCACCUUCUCACCCUGCUUUUCUUCAUGCAUCCAUCUGCUUCUUCCAAACAGCCUGGUCUUCCCCGACACCCCCAUUUCUGCGGGCCUGGGGCUUGCCCCCCUCGGCAGACGUGCGUGUGUGCAGCUGGCAUCUUCCUGCCCUCGCUCUGCACUUGUCCCCCCACCUGCCUUUUUUUGCUUUCACGCCAGCGAGAUAGUUUGCCAAGAGGAUUUUGAACAACCAGCCAGUACUGCAGCAAAUUUGCAGCCUCUCCCUAGCGGGAGUCACCAUCACAUUUAAUAUGCACAGACUGUUUUCCAGAGUGGCGGUCAAUAAUUGCAAUAUUGAUGAGUGUUAGAGCCAGGACAGACACUUGUGCAAUCAAUACAACCUCCCUGUCUGGCAGAGAGACAGGACAACCACUCUCCAAGCCGUUCUUCCAGCCAGUUCUGCUCCUCUGUCGGGCUCAAAACAACUUUGGUGUAUAAAACGCUUUGCACCGAGGUUGGCUCAGGUCUGUCUUGGUUUCCUCCCUGUGAAAAGGGGCUGACCUUGCUUUCUCAUUUUUUCCAAGUGCUUUGAUACGUUCUUGGCAGAACUGCUCCGGUGUCCAGCAGCCUGGUCUGGGCGGCCUUGGGGGAUGCACGGUCACCUGCCACGUCCCGGCAAGCCUGGCACACUCCUCUGACGCUGGGGAGAAGUGACCCUUGUUCUUCCACAUCCCACCCAAGCAGCCCACAGGAGCCAGCAUGAGGCAGAUGGUCCUAAAAAUAUAAAGGAUUAUUAUUAUACAUGUUGAGUUGGGUUAUUAUUAUAUAUGUUGAGUUGCUCACUUGCCCUGUUCCUCCUCCCUGUCUUGGCCUCUAAAGCCUUUAGGAUAUUGUGUCCUUCCACAGUCACGGCCACAAAGGUGCUGAUCAUGCUUUAAUGCCUCUGCCGCAAUGACUCCAUCCAGGGCAGUAAGAGAGGUCGCAUCUUUAUUGUGCCUGUUGGGAAGGAAAAGGAGAGGGAGGCAAAAUAAACACAAUCGCAAGCAAAAACCCCUGCACAAACAUCCCAAGUGAAGCUGGCUGCUCAAGGAAUUUCAAUUAAACGGCAGGCAGCAUCAGCCAGGGAAGAAAGGCUAGCAAUAUAAUUAAUGCUUUGCUUCUUCUACAGCUUAGUAAUCCUGUUCACAGAUGAGACGGAUUUAGCUUUGUAGCUGAACUAAUCGUAAAUGUUGACUCUUUCACUAAACUUUGCGGGAUAAAGUGCCCACCCUUACAUUUCUAUUAUUACCAUUCAGGGCCAGGAACGUCCCCAGCAAAAGCCAGAUUACCUUGUUGCUUGCAUUGCAUUCCUCUGGGAAAUACUUGAACUUAACUCAAGGCCAUAACCAGUCUGUGCUGUUAUGAAGCUUCUGGGAUUGUUUUUUGUUUGUUUGUUUGUCUGUUCAUUUUUUAUGUACUAACUGUAUUUGUACUAGAAAAUUUUGGAGUAUGAGAUUGAAUCUGUAAGUAUUCUUCAGUGUAAAUGUUACAUCCGCACUGUAGUUAGAAUAUUAAACGUUGGUCAAAAGACAAAGAUACAUCAAUCCAGCUCUUUGACUGGCUCUUCCAUGUCCGUUACUAAUAAAAUGGAAUAAAACUUACAUUUUGUUACAGUA
This is a messenger RNA of Dromaius novaehollandiae (emu), 6823 nucleotides long. It is a transcript of the gene GJC2, whose product is annotated as gap junction protein gamma 2. Gene Ontology annotation, molecular function: gap junction channel activity. The transcript has 2 exons. NCBI's taxonomy places the organism in Eukaryota, Metazoa, Chordata, Aves, Casuariiformes, Dromaiidae. Gene Ontology annotation, biological process: cell-cell signaling. Gene Ontology annotation, cellular component: connexin complex. The record is from RefSeq and is a predicted model, not a curated record. Bases 581 to 1828 code for a protein of 415 amino acids.